Molecule: messenger RNA, 3469 nt
Organism: Phoenix dactylifera (date palm)
Lineage: Eukaryota; Viridiplantae; Streptophyta; Magnoliopsida; Arecales; Arecaceae
Source: RefSeq, a predicted model, not a curated record
AUGGGAUAUCUCUCCAACUCACAGAGGGCAUGCUCUUGGUGGUCCUCGCUCAUGCGUGCAACUCUUCUACUCUUGUGUCCUUUUGUGCUCUCAUCUCCCCAAUCUCCUGCUAUCACCACCAGCACUGCAGCCUCCUUAGCCGGAAACAACAGCAAAAGCGUAAGCGACCACUCAGCUCUCAUUUCAUUCAAGUCCAAUAUAUAUGAUGGUCCAUAUGGGGCUCUGUCCUCCUGGGACAACAAGUCGCUUCAUUUCUGCCAGUGGCAAGGCGUCACAUGUGGUAGUCGGCACCCUGAGAGGGUCAUUGCUCUGGACUUACACUCCCUUGGCCUGGCCGGAACCAUAUCACCAUCCGUAGCCAACCUCACCUUCCUCAGAAGACUGAGUCUCCAAGAGAACAAACUCAACGGAUCCAUCCCUCAAGCGCUCGGCCAUUUGCAUCGCCUGCGACUUCUCAACCUAAGCGUGAAUUCUCUAGAAGGACAAAUUCCAUCCAGUCUUGGCAACUGCAAACAUCUGAGUUGGAUUGACCUAGGUGACAACCUCCUCAGCGGACAAGUGCCCCAUGAGUUGGGAUCACUUCCUCAACUUAUCGGCUUGAUCCUCCAAUGGAAUAAUCUUACAGGAGGCAUCCCAACAUCUUUGGCCAACCUCUCCUCUUUGGACACCCUCGACUUGCAGAAUAACAAGAUUGUAGGCGGCAUCCCACCUUGGCUAGGGAACCUGACCUCCAUCACCAUUUUUGUUCUUUCAAGGAACGCUCUGUCAGGGGGCAUUCCAUCUUCAUUAUGCCAUCUAACCUCUCUUGCUAGCCUCGAUGUAUCACAAAACCAGUUAUCAGGCAUGAUUCCUCCCUGUCUCUACAAUCUCUCAAGCAUCCGUGUCUUGAGUGUGAGCUUCAACAGUCUCGGAGGGACCAUCCCAUCUGACAUAGGUAGCACUCUUCCCCACCUCAUAAAUCUCGAGAUGGCCAAAAAUCACUUCACCGGACAUAUCCCUUCUUCAUUAUCCAAUGCUUCUGGACUGGUAGCCAAGGAGGCCGACGAUUGGAGCUUCCUCACUGCUCUAACCAACUGCAGCAAAUUGACAAAACUACAUCUCGGCUGGAACAACCUCUCUGGUGUCUUUCCCAAUUCCAUUUCAAACCUCUCCAGAGAUAUCCAGAUCCUUGUUUUUUCGCAUAACCAGAUAUCUGGAAGCCUGCCUUCAAAUAUGGGGAACCUGAAAAACCUGAUAGUACUUGCCAUGGAUUCAAACCUUCUCAAAGGUAAUAUCCCUGCAUCUCUUGGAAAUAUUAAUGCACUGCAUAAGCUGGAUAUGUCUGACAAUAAUUUCUCCGGCCAAAUUCCACCUUCACUCGGAAACAUCAGUCAAUUGAAUUGGCUCUCUCUGGGAGCAAACAUACUGAGCGGAAGCAUUCCAACCCACUUUGGAAACUGCAAGAACUUGCAGUAUUUAAAACUCUCCUACAAUCAGCUUACAGGACCAAUACCCAUGGAGAUUCUUAGCCUGUCUUCUCUAUCCCAACUCCUAGACGUAUCACACAACGCAUUACAAGGGUUCUUACCUUCAGAAAUUGGCAACAUGAUAAAUGUCAAUAGCCUCGAUGUUUCUGAGAACAGAUUGCAUGGCGAAAUCCCUGAUAACAUUGGCGAAUGCGUGGUCCUCGUAAACCUUAAUAUGAGCGGUAAUUUUUUUGAUGGGGUAAUCCCGAAAUCACUGGCCAAUCUAAAGGGCCUUCAAUUUCUGGACCUCUCAAGCAAUAACCUGUCCGGGUAUGUACCAGAAUAUCUCCAAAUAUUUCACUCGCUCCAGUUUCUGAAUCUCUCUUUCAACGACCUUGAAGGUGAGGUUCUGCUAGGUGGGGUCUUUGCAAAUACGAGCGCAUUUUCGCUUAUUGGAAAUCGAAAGAUCGGUGGUGGAAUUCAUGAACUGCACCUGCCACCCUGCCCCUCUACCCAACCCCAUGGGAAAAAACACAAAGCUGCUAUCUUGUCAGUGAUCAUCUCAGUUGCCAGUGGAGUUCUAGGCUUGACUCUGAUUCUCUUCUUCGUGUUACUUUACCGGACUCGAAAGACAAGAAUGAGACGUCCAUCCAUGGCUACCAUGAGAAUAGAACAUGUUAGAGUCUCGUACGCCGAAUUGGUCAGAGCAACUGAUGGGUUCUCUUCAACAAAUCUGAUUGGUGUUGGGAGUUUCGGUUCUGUAUAUAAAGGGGUCAUGGAUUGGGAUGAUAUAAAGGUGGUUGCUGUAAAGAUACUAAACCUUCAGCAGCAGGGGGCUUCAAGGAGUUUCAUAGCUGAAUGUGAGGCCUUGAGAAGCAUCCGACACCGGAACCUGGUCAAAAUCAUAACUGCAUGCUCUAGUGUUGAUUUUAGAGGUAAUGAUUUCAAAGCAUUGGUUCUUGAAUUUAUGGAAAAUGGAAGCCUGGAACGAUGGCUGCAUCCGGAAGUGAAUGAGCAAUGCCCGAUGAGGAAUUUGAAUUUAGAACAGAGAGUAAGCAUAGCCAUUGAUGUGGCUUCUGCACUGGAUUACCUUCAUCAUCACAGCCCGGUGCCAAUCGUGCAUUGUGAUCUCAAGCCGAGCAACAUUCUUCUGGAUGGUAACAUGACUGCCCGUGUGAGCGACUUCGGGCUGGCGAAGUUUCUCUCUGAAUCUACUAACUCAUUCUCCAUAUCUGCUAGCUUGGCGGCGAUAAAAGGAUCCGUUGGAUACAUCGCUCCAGAGUACGGUCUGGGAAGCCAAGUAUCAACCCGAGGAGAUGUGUACAGCUAUGGAAUACUUCUCUUGGAGAUAUUUACCAGAAAGAGACCCACUGAUGCAACCUUCAAUGAAAGCCUAGAUCUUCAUCGAUUUGUGGAGACGGCUUUUCCUACUCAAAUUAUGAACAUCGUAGAUCCGCAGUUGAUACGAGAGGAAUAUGAAAUUAUCAAUGGCAUACAACAGAGGUUCACUAAACAACACAGGAUACAAGAGUGCUUAAUUUCAGUGAUUAGCAUUGGUCUCCAAUGUUCCAACAAAUUACCCAAAGAACGAAUGCAUACGGGAGAUAUUGUAAAAAAAAUGACUGCUGCGAGAGAGAUACUUGGUGACGUCUAAAAUCACGGAGAAUGAUCCACAAAUAUUAGUAAGAUAUUAUGAAGCCUUACGCAAACAUACAUUAUAUGGCUGUUGUUACUUCCCAAAGCCGCUCGUCGUUGCUGUCGCUUCUUGUGCUCAUCCCCUUCGACCUGUUUUCAUUUUUCGGUUUGUCUUUUGUCUUUGCCUGCUAUUGUUUGAGGGGACCCUCUUUGGAUGCUCUACUAUCACAAGGCCAAGAGAUAUCGGGAUGAAAUGUUCCAUGGAUUUGAAAUGAGUCGUCAUAGUUGAACAAGUCUUGUGUUUUCCUUGACAUAUCGGAGAGGUCACUUUCUACCUUCAUCUUCCUUGGGAUUUAUAUAUUUCUAUCUCUUAUUAUGAUGCUUUUUAU